This is a messenger RNA of Medicago truncatula (barrel medic), 1278 nucleotides long. RefSeq lists its product as uncharacterized. The coding region runs from base 75 to 1013 and encodes 312 amino acids. NCBI's taxonomy places the organism in Eukaryota, Viridiplantae, Streptophyta, Magnoliopsida, Fabales, Fabaceae. The record is from RefSeq and is a predicted model, not a curated record. Gene Ontology annotation, molecular function: hydrolase activity, acting on ester bonds. The transcript is spliced from 7 exons.
CUUUGUUUUUUUACAUAGGAUAGGAUGAAUUGAAGCCAUAAGCUUAUGAAUUGGGAGAUUAAUUAAUCUGAACGAUGAUGAAACUGUUUGAUGCACACUGUCAUCUACAAGACCCAAGAAUCAUAAACAAAACACCAGAACUGAUAAAAACAGCACAAGACAGUGGUGUCUUACACUUUGCUGUUAACGGAGUUUCUGAACAAGAUUGGUUUUCUGUUAAGCAGUUGUCGGUUACUUACCCUUCUGUUCUUCCUUCCUUUGGUCUCCAUCCCUGGUAUGUUGCAGAGAGGAGCCCCAAUUGGUUGAAGACGCUGAAGGAGUAUUUUGACUCUACACCCUCUGCUGCAGUUGGAGAGAUUGGAUUGGACAAAGGAUCCCAAGGAAAGAAGAUUGAUUUUUCUCAGCAGGUUGAAGUAUUAAGGAAGCAGCUUGAACUUGCUAAAGAGUUAAACAAACCAGCAUCUGUACAUUGUGUUCGUGCUUAUGGUGACCUUCUUGAGUUAAUGAAGUCUGUGGGACCUUUUCCUGCUGGUGUUGUCCUUCAUUCUUACCUAGGUUCAGCUGAGAUGGUUCCUGAGUUUUCAAAGCUUGGUGCUUAUUUUUCCUUCUCUGGGUUUCUUAUGUCACUAAAAGCUAAUAAGGCGAAGAAAAUGCUGAAGAUGGUCUCUUCUGAUAGGAUGUUGUUGGAGACAGAUGCACCCGAUGCACUACCAAAGUCGAACAUAGAUUCUCUUUUCUUUGUUGAAGGAGAUACUUCUCUUGACAAUGAGGUUCAUGGACAAACAUCAACUUCAUCCUCAACCUCUGAUUCUUCUGCUGCAAAUCCGUCCCAAGUCUUAACAGAUGCUUCGAUGUUGCCCAAGGAUACACUCAAUCAUCCGGCUAACAUUCAUAACGUACUUGAUUAUGUUGCAUCUAUGCUAGAGAUUACAAAAGAGGAACUAGCUGAAUUAAGUUACCAGAAUGCAGUUCGCUUAUUCUCCUAUGAAGGAUCAAAAUUACUUCAAAAAUAAACAAAUUACAAGUUCUUGUAAGAAAUUUUUUUUUGAGCUUAUUGAGUUGAUGACAGAAAUAAAUAGUAACCAGAUAAUCCACCUAGAUACUGUCUUGCAUAAAAUUUAGUUCAAUUUGUGAUAUCGACUAUCGAGUAAUAUAUAUUUCAUCCCGUCACAUUUAUAAGCAAAAAUCAACUUUUUAGAUAAAAUUGUUUUUUUCUUAUAAAUGUGUCUGGAUGAAGUAUUUUGAUAAUGUAGAAAUGAGUUGUUAGGUGAGAAUCUA